UUGAAAAUAUGAUGUUGUUUUAAUUUAGUGCAGAGAUUUGCUAGGAUUGAAAUAAUUCCCGUUUGUCUUUAUUAAUGAUCUCUGUUUCGUAUGCUGACAAUAAAUAAGGCAUUACUGAUAAUUUACAUGCUUUUUCUGGGGCAAAUUAAUUUUAAUGACACAAGGGAUUGCUCCACAAUUGCUGAUCAGGUGCAAGUGACAUCAAGUGCAAUAAUGAAGAUAUAACUGUUAAUGGUGAUUGUCUAACAGUACUAGGAAACACACGGACAAUUUCCAAACUAUGAUGAUGGAUAGCCAAAGUCUGGUGACAAGAAUCGCACUUGUUUUUUUACUCCGAAAUUCCGUCAUAGCAGAACUUCGUGAUAGAAAUAUCCAAUGGCAGAUACCUAUAGGUAUAAUCAAGGACAGACGAGAUGAAGUGACGUUUACAGGGUUUUACUACGGUGUACAAAUGUUAAAACAAGUACAGUCACAGGCAUUCGAGCUGCAUACUCCUGUUGAAUAUGUCGACAAGUCGGACAGUUAUAAACUGGCUCAAGCAAUAUGUACAUCGAUGUCGGAUGGUGUGUUUGCGUUGUUUGGUACGAAAUCCUAUCGUUCCCAAGAUAUUCUGACGUCAUACUCUGACAAAUUCCAUAUGCCAUAUAUUACAAUCAGCUCUAUAUUGGAAAGCAUGCAAGGGAAGUAUGAAAUACAUAUGAAGCCACCAUUAACACGGAUCUUGAGAGAUUUGAUCUUAGCCAAUAAGUGGGACAACAUUUCCUAUGUUUAUGAUUCCGACGCAGGAUUAAUGCGUUAUCAGGAAUUAAGAGAAUUGCUCCUACUGAACAAUACUGAUCAUCCCGUUAAUAUAAAAAUACGAAGAAUACAGAACAUAAAACAAGCGCAUGACGACCUCAAAUCUUUAGAUUCAAACGAGUUAAGAUCUACCACAAAACAGAUUCUAAUUGACCUGGAGUCUGAGGAAUCAUAUGUUGUAUUUUUGCAGCAGAUACGAGAAGUUGGAAUGAAUAAACAAAAUUAUUCAUACAUUUUAGCAACGCAGGACUUUUUGAGUCUUCCAGUAGAAAAGUUUCGCCAUGGUGGAGUUAAGAUUACAGGAUUUCAGCUGAUAGAUUAUUCGACAUACAAAGUUCACCGGUUUAUAGAGCAAUGGAAAGCGCUAACAACAUCCUUGUGGCCCGGAGCAGGGGGUAACAAAAUAAGAGUUGGUGCAGCUCUUUCUAUUGAUGCAGCAACGAUACUACAGGAAACGAUUAAAGAGAUGCUUGAAAAUGACCCUAAUGUCUUCAAAACAACAUUUAGACGUGCAGAUAUUUACAACUUUAAUACAACCAAAGGGAUUCCAUGUUCCGGUGGUAGGCCUUGGAUGCAUGGCCAAGAAAUAAUGAGAAGAAUGAAAGCUAUGGACUUUGAUGGUUUGACAGGAAGAGUCACUUUUGAUGAAAAUGGUAUGCGCAGAUAUUUCAAUAUGGGAGUUUAUCAUGUGUCACUUGAUUUCGGGCCUUCAAAGAUAGGUGAUUGGAAUUCCGUCAAUGGUUUCACAUGGAAAGGACAAGAGGAGAAGAGUGAAGAAAAGAUAGAUGAUAUUGACAGAGAUAUCAAAAUUGUGAUUAGUGUGCUGGAAAAACCUUUCUUUAUGCUGAAAUCAGAACCACAGAAAAAUGGAUCAGCAUGGACAGGAAACGAUCGAUAUGAAGGUUUUUCCGUAGAAUUGAUACGAGAAGUUGCAAGCAUUGUGGAUUUUAAAUACAAGUUGAAGCAUAGUACUGAUGGAGUUUAUGGAACAUAUAUAUCUGAGAACAGUUCGUGGAAUGGACUGAUCGGUCGUAUCAUAAGAAAGGAAGUUGAUUUAUCAAUCGCUCCAUUGACUAUAACACGAGAUAGAGAAGAGUAUGUUGACUUUUCAGAACCAUUUAUGAAUACUGGUAUCAGCAUUAUGAUAAAGAAACCAGAUAUUCAGAAACCUGGAGUAUUUGCGUUCAUGCAACCUUUCUCUAUAUUUUUAUGGUUAUGUAUCGUAAUAUCAUACUUUGUCGUCAGCGUUGGAAUAUUUCUAGUAGGAAGAUUUAGUCCAUCUGAAUGGGAAUGGUCAAAACCGUUUAAACUUGGGAAUAAUAAAUUUAAUUUAGCUAGUUCGUUUUGGUUUACCAUGGGAUCUAUGAUGUUGCAGGGAUCAGACACUUGUCCAAGAUCUAAUGCUGGAAGAAUAGUUGGUGGAGCUUGGUGGUUUGUCGUGUUGAUUACAAUUUCAUCUUAUACAGCAAAUCUAGCGGCAUUUCUGACCAUAGAAAAGUUACUUACCCCUAUUGAAGGCGUCGACGAUUUGGCAAAACAAACAGAAAUCGCAUAUGGAACAUUAGCAUCAGGAUCAACACAGGAUUUUUUCCGUAAAUCCGAGGUGCCUGUAUACCAAACAAUGUGGAAUUACAUGACUUCUGCCCAGCCAAAGGGAUUUGUUAAAUCAGCGGAAGAAGGCGUUGAACGGGUGCGUAAUAUGAAAGGAAAGUUUGCUUUUCUGAUGGAAUCCGUUUAUAAUGAAUACUUCAAUCAUCAAGAACCAUGUGAUACCAUGCAAGUUGGACCAAAUCUCAAUUCAAAAGGUUAUGGAAUCGCCACAUGGAAACGCUCUGGUUUAAGGGAGAAAAUAUCAAUAGCUGUCUUAAAACUAAAAGAGAAUGGGAUGUUAAUUAAAUUGAAAAACCAAUGGUGGAUUGAAAAGGGUGGAUGUGGAGUCCAGGAAACACAUUCGAAGUCAAAGAAACGAUCACUUUCGUUGAACAAAGUCGCGGGAGUUUUCUUCAUUCUCAUUGGUGGACUUGUAUUUGCAAUUGUUGUUGGUGUCAUUCAUUUCCAUAAAACAAAGACCAAAGUUCAAAAGUUAGGCGGUUUAUAUUUCUUUGGAAAUGACAUGAAAUGUACAGCUAACAUUGAGUAUACUAGAUGUCCAUCUGAGAGCACGAAUGAGCGUGUAGUAACAAACGGUCGAUCAAAUGGAGAAAAACCUCAGGCAGGUUGGCAUGAAAAUGAAGAACUUGGAGUACCGAAUCUUGAUCAUCACGUGUGUCAAUCCAUAGAUAAUUCUGUGCACAGAAACAGACACGAGCCUGUACAACGUUUAUCUACCAAGAAAAAGUCUUGAAGAUAGAAGUAUGGAGUGUAUAUAUAGAUACACUUUAAACAUACAGACUGAUAUGGUUUGAGGACUAUUGUACUGUAUGUUGGUGUUAAAGCACACGAGUUUUGUUCAUUGCAUAUUGACCUUUCCCACCUAGCAAGAUGUUGCGUUUUAAAAUAUGAUACGAACAUAUACAAUAAACAUCUUUAUUAUGCUAGCUAUGGAGUUGCAGUAAGAAAUAUCUUUUUGGUGUACUGCAGCUUAUGUUUUUGUGUAAAAAUCAGGAACAAAGAUAAUUGUUGUCUGCGACUAGCUUUUAGUAGUUUUUUCAUCAUACAUUGCAUAUUCUGAUUACAUUUUUUUUAAAAGGUGCUGUUUUUUGUACCGAUUUUUAUGGAUUUAUUUUUUAUUUCACUUGUAAUACACAUUUAUCAAGGUAUAAACAAGUCUUUGUUAAGUAUUCAUAUAAUUUAGUUUAUAAACUUUUCAUUUUUCUAAUACAUUUUGUCUUUUAGAAUAUUUUGGCCACGAGCAUUUCUGAAAAUAUAUGAUUGUAUUGUCGAAAUGAACAUCUGGUUCAGAAAAAAUGGUACCGUAAAUUUUUUUAUCAAAGACCAUAAUCAUUUGUCAUGAUGUAUGUCAGUAUCUUAUUUAUUUGCUUACAAUAAGUCUAAAUAAAAAUUUAUAAAUUAUAACUUGGCGAUAUUUCUAAUUUUGUUGAAUCUUAUACAUUUUAAACUCGUUAUUCUGAUUCAGAAUAUCGAAAAGAAAAGGUACAGUACACUUCCAGCGAUACAUGAACACUAAAUUUAAAAAAAAAUUAAAUAGAUCUAUAAUAUAUGCAUAGAAUACACUUUAAAACACCAUAGCUAUACAUUUUCUCAUUUUAAAUUGCUAUAUGCACUCUGAGAAAAAAAACGUCAAAAUAAAAAAAGCUUUACGUCAUGCUGCAAAACCUUUGCUUUUCAUUUUUUUUUAUAUGAAUAUAAAUGAUUAAGACAACAAAAACGAAGCCGGUGACCUCCCAUUAUUUUCAUAACAAAUCGGAAAUGCAAAACAAAUUUCUUAGUCAGAAUUUCUAUAAAUCGCAAUUUAAUAAAGUGAGUAAACCCAUAACGUGUAGUUAACGACCUGAUUUAAAAAAAGAGGUUUUGUACGUGCUUUCUACAUAUUGAUAAUUCUUUUUUUAAUGCGUGUAUAUCUAUUGUGUACAAUUGCUACAUAUAUAAGAUUUCGAUAUUCAGAUGUAGUGCAGCGACUUCAAAAAGCAUACACAGUUUCAUAUCAUCCGAAAUACCGCCCAAUUAUGUAUACUUUACCUGAAAGUCAUGUAAAUAUUUGCUGUAUCAGCGUUAAUCGGAAUAAACUGAUGCGUAUGUUC
Messenger RNA from Mytilus californianus (California mussel), 4499 nucleotides. Its product is annotated as glutamate receptor 3-like. Gene Ontology annotation, molecular function: transmitter-gated monoatomic ion channel activity involved in regulation of postsynaptic membrane potential; glutamate-gated receptor activity. The transcript has 18 exons. Gene Ontology annotation, cellular component: plasma membrane; postsynaptic membrane. The record is from RefSeq and is a predicted model, not a curated record. Bases 281 to 3142 code for a protein of 953 amino acids. Lineage: Eukaryota; Metazoa; Mollusca; Bivalvia; Mytilida; Mytilidae. Gene Ontology annotation, biological process: synaptic transmission, glutamatergic; monoatomic ion transport; modulation of chemical synaptic transmission.